AUGGCUACUGACCCCUCAUCUAAUUUCGCCGGUAAACGCAAUCAUGCAAGAAAGAACACUCCUGUGAUUCCAGCCCUGCCUUUGUCGCUAUUAAAAAAGACGCAGAGACUUCACACACCCACUCCUUCUCACGAUGCGCAAAUUCGGUCUGCCACGAGCGCUUCUGACCAAACAAAAGCAAAAACCGAAGAUCCAGCUGAGGCCGGUAAAUCAGAGCCGGACCAAGUUCGAGACGUGGUCACUCUUGCAGAAGCUCAGCAUACCAACCAAACAACCGAAAAUGAGAUAGAUCAGGUUGGCAAGGUCGAGGUAGUCAACGAACCAGCUUCGCAGGAAACAUCCAUUGGUAGUGAGCAGAUUCCUCUUGUGCAACCACAAGAAGCCUUCGAGCAAGAGACUCUCCACAACGAAGCUGUCCCAUCAUCAGAGAUACAGCUUCCUGAAUCCUCACAAACACCUCAGUCACAGCCACUAUCAGAAGGAACAUUCGAACCUCAAGCGACCUCUGACGAGACCAACGGUAACGAGGUGCUGGAUGCAUCCAGCAACGGAAAAGUGCACCUUGUGGAAGACGAAACGCAACCUUUUGAGCUCGAAAUCUCAAGUGCCGAGCCCAGCAGCACGACCGGGUUGACUGACUAUGGAAGUGCUACUGGUGAAUCUACUUUGGAGACUGUGGUCGAUAAUGCAGACUAUGGUCGAAAAGCUAUGAGCCUGUCGCAUCGAACAUCGGAAGUGGCUCCUGAAGCCCUCACUAAUGGAUACCUUCCUCAGUCGCCUCAUGGCAGUAAUACUCUGCUUCAAGCUAACGGCUCAUUGCCUACUCCAGCUCCAAAACCGACGAUUCUACCAAGCAUUCAGGAGCAUCUCUUGUUCCUUGCAAGUUCAAAGCAGUUCUUCGACACGAUUAUUUACGUGAAUCAUCCCGAUCGAUCCUACCAUCCCUCUGAGCAUUUUGGACACUACCUGUUCCUCUCAAGAAGCAACGGUUUAGCAAAGUCGAUGUCCGAACCUGACCCCACUGGACAACCACAAGCUAUCCAGCUGUACCCCGCGAGAAACAUUCUACCUCAUGCAUUCGAGGCUGCUCUACGUUUUUUCUACUCCGACCACAUUCUUGCAGCGCAAGCAGUACUACCUCAGGUUGGUUAUCAAAACAAAGAAGCUAAAGAACAAACUUUCGAGUAUGUUAUGUCAUACUGGUUCGCUGGCAUUGAACUCGGUCUCCAGCCAGUUAAAACACGGUCUUAUGAGAUGGUGCAGGAGCUAGUUGAUUGGGACUUGGCUGACAUGGUGGCUAAAGAGCUUCAAGUUCUCCGAGCGGCCGAAGUGACCAUGUCCACCAUAUCCGUGAAGACUGAAGUUCAAGCCGUUGCUGACAGUCUCGCUCAGCUUCUCACACGCCUGUUUGUGAGCCAACUGAACAUCAGCGGUUUCACUCUUGAUCCCUCCGCACCAUCAUGGCCAUUACGCAGCAGGUUCGCGCAACUCGAGCUUCCGAGGUCUAGCAAUCCUGCGCUUUCUGGGAUGGUGUUCGGCUCUUUGCCCUCUGAGCCGCUGCCACAAGUAACAUCUCAGUCAAAUACCUCAGCAAUCUUGCUCAACUUGAAUUCCAAGGAUUUCAAACAUAUUGCAGACGAAAUCAUUGUCCUCCACGGAUCUCGUGGCGUGGGACUGAUCCAAGAAGUCGUUCAACAUCGGGAAGACAAACGACAACAGGUUGUAAGCAAUCGGGCCGUGCCUAAUAAGCAGAGAGUGGCCGACUCGCCAGCUUGGAGUGCUGCAGGCUGGAGAGAGUAUGUUGACGAAGCUGGAUAUGUGAUUCAGGAGAGUGUGGGAUUUCUGUUACCGUCAAAGAGUCGUUAG
Lithohypha guttulata is the source of this 1866-nucleotide messenger RNA. RefSeq lists its product as uncharacterized. Bases 1 to 1866 code for a protein of 621 amino acids. Lineage: Eukaryota; Fungi; Ascomycota; Eurotiomycetes; Chaetothyriales; Trichomeriaceae. The transcript has a single exon. The record is from RefSeq and is a predicted model, not a curated record.